AACGAAGCAGUCGCGAUCGUGGAGAUGGAAGCGGUGGGGUCUGCCCUGGCAGUAACAGCGGGCAGUGGUGGCAGCAGCGGUGCUAGUCAUGGAGGGACAACAGCUGCAGGGAAUGCUGCUCUGUGGGGGGAGCUGAGUAGAUCACUCCAAUACAACAACUACCCAGGGUUCGGUUCUGCUUGGCAAGGUGGCAGUGGUGACAUGCGGCUGUACGGCUACGGUGGCUACGGAGAAGGUCAGGUCGAUGGCCGCGCCGAGCCCCGAUCGGAGAGUCGUGGAGAGGGUCGGCGGGUACCCAGCAAAGGGGAGACAAAAGCCACACCGCCUUUGCCUCCUGGGAUGACAGCUGGUGUUGGGUCAGCUCUGGCCUCAUUGCAGCAGCUGGUGGCUGGUGGUGGGGAUGCUGCUACUGUGUACCGCAACCUUCUGGCUGCACGCCAGUAUGCUGCCGCUGCUGCUGCUCUUGGGGCACUUCCAACCCCUUCUUCAAUUAACCCAGCUGCCUUACAUGCUGCUGCGCCACUUACUACUCAUCACCAACAGCAACAGCAGCAAAGAAGACAGCAGCAACAGCAUCACCAACAGCAACAGUUACAGCAGCAUCAUCAACAGCAACAGCAGCACCAACAACAGCUUCAUCAACAACAGCAACACCAGCAUCAACACCAGCAGCAGCAGCACCAACAGUUGCAACAGCAACAAGCAGCUGCAUUGGUUACUGCAGCAACUGCUGGGCUCAAUGGUGAGGGUUUAGCAAUGCAUGGUGCUUCUCGCAUGCAGCAGGUCUCUCCACAAGGCAGGAAGCACAGCUCUGCUGUCCCAACAGAGAUGAGACAUGAUGACCCACAGCCUUCACCGGGUAGAACACGAUCUCAUGCUCUGAGUGUCAGUAGUCAGGAAGUCCUGUGCACUCCUGUGAAAGGAAAAGAAGUAAAUGAGGUUGCAGGUGUUGUUGAUGGUAGUGUUGAUGGUGGCAGUGAUGGUCGACGCGGUGCAAAGUGGAAGUGAAAGUGAGGGCGAUCAGCGAACCAGACACCGGCGUAAACAGGAACAGCCCAGACGUCAGAGUGUCAUAUACCCGAUCACGGCACAGUCUGAAGGGGGAGGCGGUGGGGCGGAGACUCCAGUUCAGAUGAUUCUCAGGGGUAUGAUGUCUUAUUGACUAGGAGUACCGUGGACCACAGGGAUUCUCCUCACGAUUCACCCAGCAAUUCUCCAGCUGAUCCUGCCGUGCGGCUGCCACCUUCCAGAGAGGCAUUUCCCAGUCAGGGUAUGAGUCAGGCCAUGAGCCAUGCCCUUGCCCAUCCAUUCUUAGCAGCUCAUCUAAAUGCCAAUCAACUUCUGCAGAUGACUCAAACUCCAACAACAGGUAAGGCAGAUGCCUCCCUCACUCCCAGCCUUUGCAUCAGUUGCAAGUCCGGACAGAUCUCCUUGAGCCGCAUCCCAAGGAACCGGACACCUACCCUACACAGGAGCCCCAAAGACCUCUUUCUCAAUCUCAAAUAACAAUGCAAGAAGUUGAAAUAAAUUGUGUAAGGACUCCUCCUAGUAAUGCUUCAGUAGAAGGCACUAAUGCACCUGUCAAGAAGCGGAGAUGCUCUCCAAGGUACUUGGAAAAUGAUACCACCAGUGUAAGUGAUUCGUUAGGGAACAGCACAAGUGAGUUAGGAAGGAGUGACAGGGGGGAAAAUAGUGUACCAAGUGUAAGUGUUAACUUGUCAGGUGAAAACAGUACUGCACAUACUUUAAGCCCUAGCGUAGAGAGCACUCCUGUGAAUGGUGUUAGUGCAACUAGUGAGGAUGUGGUGAAGAAUGCCAGUAGUAGCAGUAGCAACAGUCAAUCUUUGUUAAGUGUGAAUACAGAAAAUUGUGAUUCUGAAAAUGUCAUACAUAAAAGUUUAGGUAAAAGUGAGCAGGAUUAUUUUAAUGGUGAUCAUGAAAUGUUUGAUUGUUCAAGGAAAAAUAAUAGAAAAAGAAAAUCAGAAAGUGAUUCAGUGACAGAAAUGGAUUAUCAAGUUGUUGAUGGGCAGCUAGAGGAGUGUGGGGAUACUAAGAGAAGGACUAGGCAAAAGAGGGCAAUUUCAUAUGUGGAGGAUGGCACAGAUCCUGUACUGGAAAUGAAUGAGGACUCUUCACCCGAUGCAACUCCAUUGAAAAAGAAAGGUCGUCGAUCAAAAGAUGCAAAGGAUAGGUUGGAUGGGGAGAGCAAUCCUAGCCCAGAGCAGCAGGUUCCAAGUGAACCUCCAAGUUCUCCUUCAACCCACUCCUUAGAUGAUUCACCUGGAAAGUCAUCUCAUAACUCUCCUAUGGGUAUUAGGCGUGGACGAGGAAUCCUUCGUGGAGUUCCUAGAGGUAGCACUGAUGGCAUCGAGUACCCAAGAAUUCUCAAGUGUUACUGAACCACUGCAUGUGGACACAACAUUGAUUCAUGAACCAGAUUUAAGAGUGCCUGGCCCACCACCCAUUACACCCUCCUCAUGUAGCCCAGAUGUUUAUGACUUUAAUGACACUGACAGUGAUGGUGUUGGUCGGGGAAGAAAGCGUGGUAGAAAGAAAGGAAGCAGCCCUAAAAAAAAUGCAAAGUCUCCACUUGAGAUGGCAAAAUCAAGUAUAAGUCCCAGACCAAGAGAACCACAUGCAAAAUCUCCCAGGUCGCCUAAGUUUUUUUCUAGUUCUCGUAGUCCCAUUACAGAGAGGAAUAAGGAAUGGCUUCGAGGCAUCUCCCCGCCUAUCAGAGAUUUGUCAAAAACUCCUGCUGAUAUCCCAGUGCCUGAUGGCACUGCAACACCCAAUCUUUUGCAAGAGAGUGUUGUAGAUAUCAGCAAGACAAUUUCCUUGUCUGAAGAAGUUCUUAUACAAGAUUCUCCAACUGGUGACACUCCUGUUGCAGAUAAUGCAACAAAGCCAGAUACAGAUGUAGUAUCUCCAAGAAGGAGUAGUAGGAGGAAUAAGACUAGAGAUCAGGAAAUUGUAAGUGUUAAGGGUAAUGAAUCCAUGGACUCUAGCCUUCCAUCUUCUCCGUCUGGCAACUCAAAAAAUAACACAUGUUUCUCAGGGCUCAUCUCGGGCAAUGCACAAAACAAGGAAGAUAAGGAAGAAAAGUUUUUUGAUAUGGCAGCUGUGGAGACACAACCAGUUGAUGGAGUAGGUGAUUCUCCAAGUAGUAGAAUGAGAAAAAGAAAUCGGAGAAGUACAGAACAAGCUCCUGACCAGCAGACAGAUAAUAAUGAAACACAAACAGUUCCCACACAAGAAAAUGAUGAACCAAAAACUGCAGUGGAGCCUGUCAAACUUCCAGAAGAGGCCCCAAGCAAGUGUGAAACAGAGUUAGCAACAACCUUAGAUAAAAAUGCAGAAAAAUCAGAAACGGCUUCAGAGGAUGGAGUGAAAUCUUGUAAGGGAACAGAAAUGAAGGAUUCACCUUCAAAAAAUGUGGGAACAAAGGCAAAGGCCAAAGGAGGGGAAGGGAAAAAAGAAUGCUGGCAAAUCCUUUAAGGGCAAAGGUGCUCUAAAGAAGAAUGAUGUCAGUAAAGUAACCAGUGUGCUUCCACAUGAAACCAAACAGUAUCAACAUGUACCUGAAGAUGCAUUUGACAACAGUAAGACUCCUAGUGGAACAACAACCACUGAAGGAGAGCAUUCAUAUAUUAAGGAUAAAGCCCCUGUUCAAGAAUCAGGCACAAGCAUACCUAUAUCUUUAGUCAGUGAUGCUAAGAAAUCUGAUACUACUCCACGUAAAAGUAGGCCUAAACGGGGUGCCGACUUUCAACUGGUACAAAACAACUUCCUAUCUAUUGAUGGGACUUUUAAUGGACCUGAUUUGGCAUCUUGUCACAAUUCCUCAGAAGAAACUACAACUGUGAUAACACAAGCAAUGGAGGAGAUGGAAUCUCGAGGAAGAAGACUGAGAACUAGAAGGGCAAGUGCCAAACAGGAUGCAAAGUCUGAAACCCAAGAUGCAAAAUCUGAGGCUCAGGAUGCAAAAUCUGAGACAGUGGAUGUGAACACUGAAGCCAAAGAUACAAAGUCUGAGGCAUCAGAUGCUAAAUCUGAUGCCUUAGGUGCAGAGACAGAAACACAAGUUGCAAAAUCUGAAGUUAAUGACACAGUUUUGGAGAUGGGGGAAAUAAAAAUAGAGACUCAGAAUACAAAAAUAGAAACUCAGGAUGUACAAUCCAAAACCCAGGAUGUAAUAUCUGAGACCCAGGAAGCAAAAUCACAGACCUCAAGCACAAAUUUAAAUACACAAGAACCAUCAGACAAACCAGAGAUGUCAUGUCCAGAGAACAAUUCUGAUGUAGGCCCAAGUGCUGUAGAGCCAAGUAAAAAGUCUACUGUUACAUUAGAUACUCCAGAGGUAUCAAGUAUGCCAGUUAUUCAUCCAGAAGUCUUGGAGGUCCCUCAGGGCACUGAUGUAGAUGUAGAUGCAGAAACUGUUGAGAAUAUAGCCAAGUUUCUGGAGGAGACUGCUUCAAGCAUUCCUGCAUCUACUGAGGAAAGUUAUGUAGACAAGCGCCCCAAAAGAUCUUCUCGUCCACCAAGGAAGAUGGAUGAAAAUGAGAUGAAUGAUCUUUUGAUACUUCUCAAUAUGGAGGAUGAAGAGAGUGAAGAUGAGGAUUAUGUCCCUAAGGACUUGGAGAAUUUUGACAGUAUGGCUGAAAGUGAUGAUGGGGGAGAUAGUGAGGGUAAUGAUGACGGAGAGUUUGAUGACUUUGAUUCCAGUGAUGAUUGUGAAAGGGAGAGUAGAGGAAGUGGUACCUUAAGUAAUCUCCUGACUAUGGCUAGUGAUAUUGGUGAUAAUGACUUUGUGCCAACAGCCCUGAAACAUGGUAAGGGGGGCCCUACCAAGCAGAAGGGACUCAAAAAAGACAAAGGUAAAAAGAUGAAAGCUGAUGCUUCUAGUGCCAAGAAAGGAAAAGUAAUUAAAGGGAAAAUUAAAAAUAAUAAGUUUAGAAAUGAUGAUGUAGAAGUAAGAAAAGAAAACGAAGAGGGGAGGAAGAAGAGUGAAGUGUAUGAGAAACGUGGGCCAUUUAUUCGAUUAGACGAGAGUAGAUGUAGAGAGGUAAUUGUCAACGCCCCUCAUAGAGAUGAGGAUGAACUAGAAAAACCAAUGAGGAAAACAAAUAUCCAAUUUUACUGCAAAAUUGAAGCUAAGCAGAAGACUGCCAAAGUAGGUUAUAACAGUACACUUCAUAACAAUUAUGAUGCCUUCUCCAAAGAUACCUCCUGGUAUUGCUCACUGUGCAAAAACUUUAGUCAUUCAUGUAAGCUUGGUGACUUGUAUGGCCCUUAUUUCAUCGAAGGUCUGACCCUGUUGAAGAAGCAGUACCCACAAGUGCUGGAGGGACAGGUGGUGGAGUCGUCCUCGCCGUCUGAGUUGGGCAAGCUAAAAACGACCCAGAGACGAGAGUCCACAUCUGACGGCUCACUGGAAAGUAGGAAGGGUCGUCCUGCAGCUAAGGAGGGUGGACCCCAGCAAACACCUGAUCAUCCAAAUUCUAGUAACAGUAGUGUGAAAGAAAUUACAAGUGAAAGUACUCCAACCACCUCUACUACUCCGGCCGUGACAAGACCUCCAGGGACGGAAUGCUGGGUGCACGAAGCUUGUUUACUUUGGGCCCCAGGAGUUCAUGUUAGUAAUAGCAAGCUGUGUGGAUUGGAAGAGGCAGUUAUCCAUGCUCAGGACAGUAUAGGGCGUGGCAGCCCUGUUUCAUGGCCACCUCGAUCACCUGACUUAAAUGCCCUUGACUUGUACUUGUGGGGUCACGUAAAAGGCAAAGUGUAUGCUACAGAGGCCCCGACUCGUGAGGAAUUGUGGCGCCGAGUGCAAGACAGUGCCACAAUCAUUCACAACACCCCUGGAGUCUUCCAACAUUUACAACAGUCAUUUUGUGACAGGCUGAAGCCUGCAUUCAGGAAGAGGGCUGGAACUUUGAACAUUUACUGUAAUAUCCUUAUCAGAUUGCAUAUGCUUGUAAAUAAAUUGUACUUGCAACACUGAAUAUUUCAUUUAUACUCUGUAGAUUUUAUCACAUUGUAACCCCAACUGUCAUGUUAUAACUCCAAAACUGUGGAGCUUUUAACACAAUGGUCAGGAAAUCAUUUAUCCUUAUGUAUGUCAAAGGGAUGCACCCCCAUUAUUAUGAAACAUAUUUCUGAAACACCCUGU
Molecule: messenger RNA, 6169 nt
Organism: Homarus americanus (American lobster)
Lineage: Eukaryota; Metazoa; Arthropoda; Malacostraca; Decapoda; Nephropidae
Exons: 4
Coding region: 3431-6001 (856 amino acids)
Biological process (GO): regulation of transcription by RNA polymerase II
Cellular component (GO): nucleus
Molecular function (GO): nucleic acid binding
Source: RefSeq, a predicted model, not a curated record